CGCGGCCCAGCGCGGCGGGCGGAGGAUGCAGACGCCGCGGCCAGCGAUGAGGAUGGAGGCCGGGGAAGCAGCGCCGCCGGCCGGGGUGGGCGGCCGCUCCGCGGGCGGCUGGGGCAAGUGGGUGCGGCUCAAUGUGGGGGGCACGGUGUUCCUGACCACCCGGCAGACGCUGUGCCGGGAGCAGAAGUCCUUCCUCAGCCGCCUGUGCCAAGGGGAAGAGCUGCAGUCGGACCGGGAUGAAACUGGGGCCUACCUCAUUGACCGGGACCCCACCUACUUUGGGCCCAUCCUGAACUUUCUCCGCCAUGGCAAACUGGUGCUGGACAAGGACAUGGCUGAGGAGGGAGUCCUGGAGGAAGCCGAGUUCUACAACAUCGGCCCGCUGAUCCGAAUCAUCAAAGACAGGAUGGAGGAGAAGGACUACACGGUGACCCAGGUGCCUCCCAAGCACGUGUACCGGGUGCUGCAGUGCCAGGAGGAGGAGCUCACGCAGAUGGUCUCCACCAUGUCCGAUGGCUGGCGCUUUGAGCAGCUGGUGAACAUCGGCUCCUCCUACACCUACGGCAGCGAGGACCAGGCCGAGUUCCUGUGUGUGGUGUCCAAGGAGCUGCACAGCUCCUCCCACGGUCUGAGCUCCGAGUCCAGCCGCAAAACUAAGAGCGCGGAGGAGCAGCUGGAGGAGCCGCAGCGGCAGGAGGAGGUGGAGGAGGUGGAGGUGGCACAGGUGCAGGUGGAGGCAGAUGCCCAGGAGAAAGCUAUUACAAGCCAGAGGCACCCGGAUGUGAACCCCCAGAUCACCUCCAGGGACUUGGGGUUCCGAUCUGAAAUCCUUUAUUUUUGUACCACGGGGCGGGCCCCUGGCCCGAGAAGGAAGAUGUGUUCUUUCCCCUGCCCCUCCUGCCUGCACCUGCUGGGCGGGGGCUCGCCCCUGCCCCCGGGGCUGGCCUGGGGGCUCCCCAGAACCCCCCCAGGCCUGGGGUGGACUGUGGGCGGAGCCACCCGCCCAUGGCCAAAGGGGGGCGCCGUCCAGCCGGGGCUCCCAGGCCCCUCGGCCCCCUCGCCCCAGGCCCCCUGCCGCACGGUGGACGAGCCCCCUCCCCGCCCGGUCACCUCUCCUCCGUGAGCCGUCUCCCCCCCGUCCAUUCCGGGCGUCUUCCUUGCCUCACCUACCUCACAGGGUUGUUGUGAGGGUACACAGAGGAGCAGAGUCCCCCGGAGCAGGGGCUCUCCCUUCCCCCCCCCCCCGGGGGGACACGGCCUUAGCCCCCACACAGGACACUUUGCUAAGGGAGACUCAGGUACUGGGGUGGCACUGCAGGACGCGGUCUGGGCGGCGCGAACCGGGGCAGGAGCCCCGCUCCCGGGGCAGGGGUGGUUGGAGGGGUGGGCAGGACCCUUGGGGGAGGGAGGAGAACACCACUCCUCCGCCCAGGGCAAGGCCUGGCUGUCAGGGGCACUGAGCGCGGCCCUCCUGUGUGAACCCCCCAGGACGGGGGCCUCUCCUCUCAGCUGUGCCCCCCACCCCCGCCCCAGCACUGAACGAAUAAACCUGAAGAA
This is a messenger RNA of Perognathus longimembris pacificus (Pacific pocket mouse), 1557 nucleotides long. RefSeq names its product potassium channel tetramerization domain containing 17 (gene Kctd17). The transcript is spliced from 7 exons. The record is from RefSeq and is a predicted model, not a curated record. NCBI's taxonomy places the organism in Eukaryota, Metazoa, Chordata, Mammalia, Rodentia, Heteromyidae. Gene Ontology annotation, cellular component: cytoplasm; Cul3-RING ubiquitin ligase complex. Gene Ontology annotation, molecular function: cullin family protein binding. Bases 26 to 1123 code for a protein of 365 amino acids. Gene Ontology annotation, biological process: protein homooligomerization; proteasome-mediated ubiquitin-dependent protein catabolic process.